This is a messenger RNA of Eriocheir sinensis (Chinese mitten crab), 1083 nucleotides long. RefSeq names its product mucin-3A-like. The coding region runs from base 1 to 1083 and encodes 360 amino acids. The record is from RefSeq and is a predicted model, not a curated record. The transcript is spliced from 3 exons. NCBI's taxonomy places the organism in Eukaryota, Metazoa, Arthropoda, Malacostraca, Decapoda, Varunidae.
AUGACACUCAGCCACACCACGCCACAAACUACACCCAUCAACACCACACCAAACGUCACACCCGACCACACUACACUACAUAUCACACUGAAGCUCACCACACAUCACACCCAGCCUAAUAACCACACACCACACACUGCCACAGCACUCCACACAUCAUACUCAGCCACACCAUACCACAUGACACCCACCCUGCCACAUCACACCUCACACCACAACCAGCUACACCAAACCUCACAUGACACCCAGCCACACCACACCCGGCAAAACCAAACAGCACUCAACCACACGACAGCACCAAUGACACCCACCCACACCACAUUACACGUUGCUCCCAGCCACACCCAGCCACACCACAUCACAUAUUACCACGCCCUGCUACACCAUCCUGCCACAUCACACCCAGUCACACCAUACCUCACACCACACCCAGCAACGCCACGAAACACAUCACACCCAUCUACACCACACCUAGUCACACCACACAACACACCACACCCAGUCACCACACCCCUCACAUCACACCCACCACACCCCACCAGACAGCACACCAAGUCACACCUCAAACACUACACCUCAUAUCACACACCCAAUAACACCACAGCACACACCACACCCAACCACACAACACAUCACAUCACACCAAGCAACACCACGUCACACAUAACAUUCAACCACAUCACAUCACACAUCACAUCCAGCCAUAUAAUCACACACCACACCCAGCCACAUUACACCACACACCACAUCCAGCUACACCACGCCACGCCACACACCACAUCUAGCCCCACAACACCACACCCCACACCCAGCCACACCCCUCCACACAUCAUACCCAGUUGUACCACACCACACAGCACACCCUACCAUGCCACACCAAGUCACAUCACAGCCCACACUACACCUAAGCACACCUCACUACGCCACACAUCACAGUCAGUCACACUACACCACACACCACACCAAGCCAUGUCAGACCUAUCACUAGACCCAGCCACACAGCACUACACCACAUACCACACCCAACAACACCACACCACACGUCGCAUCCAACCACGCAACAACGCACAUCACAUCCAGUAA